ACCUGCUCAGUCAGCUGGGGCCCCCUGUGGACGGCUGCCUACCUCGCUGCUAGGACCUGCCACACUGCUCGGAAUGGCAGCGGCAGCAGCAUCCCCGCCAGCGGUGGUUGAGGCCACCACUGACGCUAUUGUUCCCUGAUAUUAGACUGCUUUCCCUACUUUGCAUCUGAAAGAAACAAUAGCAGAGGGGAGCUUUGCUUUUUGUACUCUUUGGGAAGACAUUCUGAGGACGAAGAAAAACUCCCUGCCUACCUCCCUGGGAUCUGGACCCUGGAGCGGCUCCCGGCAGCAUGGGGCUGCGAGCGAGGCGCUCUACAUCCGGGAGCCAGGGCACCGCGGGCCAGCACCCGAGCGUCUUGCAGCAGCUGCUGCUGCCCCCACUGCUGCUGCUGUGCCUGGGUGCCUGCGGGGCUGCAGCGCAGGGCGAGGUAGAGGCGCCCACCCUCUAUCUGUGGAAGACUGGUCCAUGGGGCCGAUGCAUGGGAGAUGAAUGUGGUCCAGGAGGCAUUCAGACCCGGGCUGUGUGGUGUGCUCAUGUAGAAGGGUGGACAACAUUACAUACAAACUGUAAGCAGGCGGAGAGACCCAACAACCAGCAGAAUUGUUUCAAAGUUUGUGACUGGCAUAAAGAAUUAUAUGACUGGCGGCUAGGACCAUGGAAUCAGUGUCAGCCAGUGAUGUCCAGAAGCAUAGAGAAACCCGUUGAGUGUACUAAGGGAGAAGAAGGCAUUCAGGUGAGAGAGAUCACCUGUAUCCAGAAAGAAAAUGACAUUCCUGCAGAGGAUAUCAUUUGUGAAUACUUCGAACCCAAGCCUCUCCUGGAACAAGCCUGCCUCAUCCCCUGCCAACAAGAUUGCAUUGUGUCUGAGUUUUCUGUCUGGUCAGAAUGCUCCAAGACGUGUGGCAGCGGCCUCCAGCACCGGACCCGGCAUGUCGUGGCACCCCCCCAGUUUGGCGGCUCUGGCUGCCCAAAUUUGACAGAGUUUCAGGUGUGUCAGUCCAGCCCAUGUGAAGCUGAAGAGAGCAUGUACAGCUUGCAUGUGGGUCCGUGGAGCACGUGUUCCAUGCCCCACUCCAGGCAAGCGCGACAAGCAAGGAGAAGAGGAAAAAAUAAGGAACGGGAGAAGGACCGAGGGAAAGGAGUGAAAGAUCCAGAGGCCCGUGAACUUAUUAAGAAAAAGAGGAAUAGAAACAGACAGAACCGACAAGAGAACAAAUUUUGGGACAUCCAGAUUGGAUAUCAGACUAGAGAUGUUACGUGCAUCAACAAGACUGGAAAAACUGUUGAUCUAAGCUUUUGCCAGCAAGAGAAGCUGCCAAUGACCUUCCAGUCCUGUGUGUUCACCAAAGAGUGCCAGGUGUCGGAAUGGUCAGAGUGGAGUCCCUGCUCAAAAGCCUGCCAGGAUGCGAUGUCCCCCAAAGGCAACCGCAUAAGGACACGACUCGUCAGGCAGUUUCCUAUCGGCAGUGAUGAGGAGUGUCCAGAACUUGAGGAAAAAGAGCUUUGUGUGUCUCAAGGAGAUGGACUUGCUCCCUGUGCCACAUAUGGCUGGAGGACUACAGAGUGGACUGAGUGCCGUGUGGACCCGUUGCUCAGUCAGCAGGACAAGAGGCGAGGCAAUCAGACAGCCCUCUGUGGAGGCGGGGUGCAGACACGGGAGGCUUACUGCGUACAGACCAAUGAAGCCCUCCUCUCCCACUUAAGCUCCCACAAGGACAAAGAAGUUUCAAAACCAGUGGACCUGAAAUCAUGCACAGGGCCAGUCCCUAACACUACACAACUGUGCCAGAUUCCCUGUCCUAUUGAAUGUGAGGUUUCACCUUGGUCAGCGUGGGGACCUUGUACUUACGAAAACUGUAAUGAUCAGCAAGGCAAAAAAGGUUUCAAACUGAGGAAGCGUCACAUCACCAAUGAGCCCACUGGAGGCUCUGGGGGCACUGGGAACUGCCCUCACUUGCGGGAAGCCAUCCCCUGUGAAGAGCCCUCCUGCUAUGACUGGAAAGCAGUGAGGCUGGGAGACUGUGAGCCAGAUAAUGGAAAAGAGUGUGGUCCAGGCACUCAAGUUCAAGAGGUCGUGUGUAUCAACAGUGACGGUGAAGAAGUUGAAAGACAGCUGUGCAGAGAUGCCAUCUUCCCUAUCCCUGUGGCCUGUGAUGUCCCUUGCCCCAAGGACUGUGUCCUUAGCACGUGGUCUGCGUGGUCAUCUUGCUCACACACCUGCUCAGGGAAAACCACAGAAGGAAAACAGAUUCGUGCACGGUCCAUUCUGGCCUAUCCUGGUGAGGAAGGUGGAGUUCACUGUCCAAAUGGCAGCGCUUUGCAAGAGGCACGCAGCUGUAAUGAUCAUCCCUGUACUGUGUACCACUGGCAGACUGGCCCCUGGGGCCAGUGCAUCGAGGACACCUCAGUGUCAGCCUUCAACACAACUACAACUUGGAAUGGGGGUUCCUCGUGCUCAGUCGGCAUGCAGACAAGAAAAGUCAUCUGUGUGCGGGUCAAUGUGGGCCAAGUAGGACCCAAAAAGUGUCCUGAGAGCCUUCGGCCAGAAACUGUGAGGCCCUGUUUGCUUCCUUGUAGGAAGGACUGUAUUGUGACCCCGUACAGUGACUGGACACCAUGUCCCUCCUCAUGUAAAGAAGGGGACUUGGGAGUUAAGAAACAGUCUCGGCAUCGGGUCAUCAUCCAGCUGCCAGCCAACGGAGGCCGGGACUGCUCCGAUCCUCUCUAUGAGGAGAAGGCCUGUGAGGCCCCCCAAGUGUGUCAAAGCUACAGGUGGAAGACUCACAAAUGGCGCAGAUGCCAGCUAGUGCCGUGGAGUAUACAACAGGACAGCCCUGGAGCACAGGAAGGCUGUGGGCCCGGGAGACAGGCAAGAGCCAUUACUUGUCGAAAGCAAGAUGGAGGGCAAGCCAGCAUCCAUGAAUGCCUCCAGUAUGCAGGCCCAGUGCCAACCCUCACCCAAGCAUGCCAGGUUCCCUGCCAAGAUGACUGUCAAUUUACCAGCUGGUCUAAGUUCUCUUCAUGCAAUGGGGAUUGCGGUGCCAUCAGGACCAGAAAGCGCACUAUUGUUGGAAAAAGUAAAAAGAAGGAGAAAUGUAAGAACUCUCAUUUGUAUCCCCUGAUUGAGACUCAAUAUUGUCCUUGUGACAAAUACAAUUUACAGCCUGUGGGAAACUGGUCAGAUUGCAUUUUGCCAGAAGGUAAAGUGGAUGUGCUACUGGGAAUGAAAGCGCAAGGAGACAUCAGAGAAUGUGGACAAGGAUAUCGUUAUCAGGCAAUGGCAUGCUACGAUCAAAACAGCAGACUUGUGGAAACAUCCAGAUGUAACAGUCACGGUUACAUCGAAGAGGCCUGCAUCAUCCCUUGUCCCUCAGACUGCAAGCUCAGUGAGUGGUCCAACUGGUCACGCUGCAGCAAGUCCUGCGGGAGUGGCGUGAAGGUUCGGUCCAAAUGGCUGCGUGAAAAACCAUAUAAUGGAGGAAGGCCAUGCCCCAAACUGGACCACGUCAACCAGGCACAGGUGUAUGAGGUUGUCCCUUGCCACAGUGACUGCAACCAGUACAUAUGGACCACAGAGCCAUGGAGCGUCUGCAAGGUGACCUUUGUGAACAUGAGGGAGAACUGUGGAGAGGGCGUGCAGACCCGAAAAGUGAGAUGCAUGCAGAACACAGCAGAUGGCCCUUCUGACCACGUAGAGGAUUACUUAUGUGACCCAGAGGAGAUGCCCCUGGGCUCUAGAGAGUGCAAACUGCCAUGUCCAGAGGACUGUGUGAUCUCUGAGUGGGGUCCGUGGACCCGAUGCACUUUGCCUUGCAAUCAAAGCAAUUUCCGGCAAAGGUCAGCUGAACCCAUUAGGCAACCUGCUGAUGAAGGAAGAUCCUGCCCUGAUGCUAUUGAGAAGGAGCCCUGCAACUUGAACAAAAACUGCUUCCACUAUGAUUAUAAUGUAACAGACUGGAGCACAUGUCAGCUAAGCGAGAAGGCAGUUUGUGGAAAUGGCAUUAAAACAAGGAUGCUGGAUUGUGUUCGAAGUGAUGGCAAGUCGGUUGACCUGAAAUAUUGUGAAGAGCUUAGACUGGAGAAGAACUGGCAAAUGAACACAUCCUGCGCGGUGGAGUGCCCCGUGAACUGUCAGCUUUCCGACUGGUCUCCCUGGUCAGAAUGUUCUCAAACUUGUGGCCUCACAGGAAAAAUGAUUCGAAAAAGAACAGUGACCCAGCCCUUUCAGGGUGAUGGAAGACCAUGUCCUGUCCUGAUGGAACAAUCCAAGCCUUGCCCAGUGAAACCCUGUUACCAGUGGCAAUAUGGACCAUGGUCUCCAUGCCAUGUGCAGGAUGCACAGUGUGGAGAAGGAACCAGAACAAGGAACAUUUCUUGUGUAGUGAGUGAAGGGUCAGCUGAAGACUUCAGUAAAGUGGUGGAUGAAGAAUUCUGUGCUGACAUUGAACCCAGGAUAGAUGGUAAUAAAAAAGUGGUCCUUGAGGAAACUUGUACCCAGCCUUGCCCAGGUGACUGUUACUUGAAGGAUUGGUCUUCAUGGAGCUUGUGUCAGCUGACUUGUGUAAAUGGCGAGGACCUUGGCUUUGGUGGAAUACAGGUCCGUUCCAGAGCAGUGAUAAUACAAGAGCUAGAGAAUCAACAUCUAUGCCCAGAGCAAAUGUUAGAAACAAAAUCAUGUGAUGAUGGACAGUGCUAUGAGUAUAAGUGGAUGGCUAGUGCUUGGAAAGGCUCUUCCCGAACAGUCUGGUGUCAAAGGUCGGAUGGUAUAAAUGUAACAGGAGGCUGCUUGGUGGUGCGCCAGCCUGAUGCUGACAGGUCUUGUAACCCACCGUGUAGUCAACCCCAUUCGUACUGUAGCGAGACAAGGUCAUGCAGUUGUGAAGAAGGAUACACUGAGGUUAUGUCUUCGAAUGGUACACUUGAGCAGUGUACACUCAUUCCCGUGGUGGUGAUACCCACCAUGGAGGACAAAAGAAGAGACGUGAAAACCAGUCGGGCAGUACACCCAACCCAACCCUCCAGUAACCCAGCAGGCCGGGGAAGGACCUGGUUUCUACAGCCAUUUGGGCCAGAUGGGAGACUAAAGACCUGGGUUUACGGUGUAGCAGCUGGGGCAUUUGUGUUACUCAUCUUUGUUGUCUCCAUGAUUUAUCUAGCAUGCAAAAAGCCAAAGAAACCCCAAAGGCGGCAAAACAACCGACUGAAACCUUUAACCUUAGCCUAUGAUGGAGAUGCAGACAUGUAAAAUAUUAUUUAUCCUGACAACGCCCAGUUUCAGCUUUCUGACUUUGCAGUAGAUAGCAAGAGGCCACAAAGGUUUUCAAACAGCGUGGAUUAAAAUGCAUUGUAACUUUUUAAAAGUGUUAUAAAGAGAAGACUAAAAAUCACAGUGUUGAAGAUAUUGACCAGUACCACUUGCAUAGAGAUCAUUAGUGCUGAGAAUUCUAGGAAAUUUAGUUGAAUACAUGCUGCAUUCUGGAGUUGUACGAUCUUUUCUGAAGUCUACCCAACUGACAAUUCACUUUCACCCAAAAAAAAAAAAAAAUGGUGAAAUUGUCUGGUUAGGAUGCGGAUGCAAGCCUCUGUCUGCAGUGUUAUCCCAUAAUAGCAUUUAGCAUGUGGAGUUUAUACCAAGGUCUCUACAAUAAUAUAGUCAAACAUAACAACAUGUAUACUCAGUUGAAUGACACACAUUAUUAUGUCAGAUUAUGUACUUGUUAAUAAACAAUUUUAAUGGUAAUAGAAACUCUCAGCUGAGCAUAAAACCCAUUAAGACAUCUUGGUGGUUGAUGGUAGCUUUUACUGACCUGCAUUUCAGAGGCACAGACUUUUUUAAGACUUAAUUUUUGUCUCUCUCCAAAGUAUGAAUGCUGGACGUGUACUAGUGUCUUAGAAGAGUCCUCAAGCUCAGUAUUUUAUAGUAGUUAUUGUCUGGAAAACUAAUAAUUUCCUUGUGUUAAUACAGUAUGUUUCUACUUUCCCUAAUUUUCACACUGGUUGCCUGCAUCUUUUUUGCUAAAUAGAAGGCACAUUUUUGCACUAUAUUAGUGCAGCAUGAUAGGCACUUAACCAGUAUUGCCAUAAACUGCCUCUUUUCAUAUGGGAUGAAGACAUCUGUGCUAGGAUGUGCUAAAUGUAGACAUUUACACGUUCCUGUAUCCUGAAGAGAGUAAAGUUCAGCUUGGAUGGCAACAGGAUGGAAUUAGCUAUUCUAUCUGCUGUAUACACUCUUCCUCAUUGCUGCCGCCAUUGUGAAAUUGACAACUUGGCAGUAAUAUAAGUGUUUCAGUAAUGAACUCAUUAACCCUCUAAAAGAUGGAUUCCUCUAGUUGGUUUUUAAUUGUACUUUGAAGGUUGUUUAUGACGAGAUUUUUAUAUUUGUUAUCUUUGUUAAAAAAAGAAAAGAAAAGAAAAAAAGGAGCCGGUUGUCUUUUUAAUUUUGAACAGAUGGAGAAAUGUACUGAUAAUUUUUGUAACUAAAAGAAUUCAAAAUUGUGUGUUAAUUUUUCAUCCCAUUUUUUCCUAGUUUCAGAUUGAAUAUAUUUCAAAUUUCAUAGUUUUGUCUUUAUCAUAAAAUUUGAAACAGUCUUUUUAAUGUAUGAUUUCAAAAACUAAAAUUUUAAAAAGGAAGAAUAAAUAUUUUGCCCAGAGCUUCAUUAACUAUCUAAACUAAGAGUGGCAAGCUUUUUCUGUAAAGGUCUAGCAGAUAGUAAGUGUUUUCCGGCAGGACUAGGUUGUAAUGUCUUAAUUUCUAACAUUAGCAUGUAACCAUAAAUAACACAAAGAAGGAACAUCAUCAUUUUCUAAUAAAUCUUUUUUUUAAAGCAAGCCACACUUGCUGACAUCCAGUUAUAGUUUUCUGAAGAAAAAAAAAACAAAAAAAACCAAAAACUUUUCUGCAAGUUUUUUCAGUGAGAACUCUGCAUUUUGUCAUCUUUGAUUUUCAUUCCUUUAGCCUUAGACUGUGAUAUUGUUUGAUUUCAAAGGUGAAAAAAGCAGUCACUAAUUUUGAAAAAACUUGUACUGAAAGUAACUAUAUUUUUCAGAGGUAACCCUGGAAAUGUAAAAGUGAAAAAAAUAACUUGACAAGCUUCUUUCAUAUGAAAAGAAAAUUCAAAUGGUGCCAUUAAAAAGCAAUACCAUUUUUCAGGCAAUAUGUACCACAACCUUUGAGAGAAGAGAACACAUUAGAUUGCCAGGUCUUUUAUAAAUAGUGUAACACUAUUUUAAGCUUCACUAUUUAAGUGGAUUGAACUAUAUAAGAGAAUUUAACUUCAUAAUAGAGCUUGGUCUCCCUCUGCUGUUCAUUAUAGUACUUGCAAAAUAACAAAAGACAUUCACAUGUCUGUUCCCGCAAACGAACAGAUUUCUACAUAUUUCACAAAUUAAACAUGGUACUAAUUCCACAGUAUUCAUUGUGUAGUAGGUGUUGUAAAUCUUUGCAAAGUAAACAGGUGGUCAAAAAUAUGAGAAUUUCACUUUAAACCAAAGGAUUUAACAAAGGAAAAGAAUAAAAAAAAAUUCCAUCCCAUCUGUCUUUGAUGAGGAACAUAAAAUAUUAUCGACCCAAAAUAUUGGUCAUCAAUAUACAUACUCAGGGGUCUUCUACAUAAUCCUCAAGUUGAUCUUUUUGAGCAACUAUUGUAACUAAAAGACAUGAACAGCAUGAUGAAAUCCAUGCAACACCUAAUAACUUUAAAAUUAUUGAACAGAAUAAAAUAUUGUUACUACUAAGGCUAGACCUAUGAUACUGUAAAAUGGCAUUAAUUUAGAAUGUGGAUCAGUAUCAUCUGACCGAUAGUCUAAGAAUUAAAUUAAUGAAUAGGUAAAAAUUGUGUUAUGAAAUUACAUGAUUUCAUUUUUAAAUUUAUUACACCUAUAAUACUGCAUGUACAGAGGAGACAGUUUCAUGUGAUCUUACAUGAAGAAACAAAUUGCCAAGUUCAUUAUUAGGAUACACAUUGAAUGGCCUCUUGUUAGAAAGGUAGGAGGGGAUUAUAGCUCACUGGAUACCUAUAACUUACAAAUGAAGGGUACUGUACUCAUGUUUAUGACAUAAAAAAGGCCUUAUUCUUGUUCCUGGCAUGAGUCAAUAAUAAAUUGAGUACAUUAUUGGCAUUUCAUCAAAUCUUUAUUCCUCCUUUUCACCCGAAGAAUUCAGGCAGUGAAUAUAGUAAUAACUUGUCUGUUGACACUUCUGCCUAUUGAAAUAGUUGGGAAAAGUGUUAACACUUUUGCCUUACUGUGAGUUCACAAAAACUAAGGAAUGCUAACAGUAUGACUCUUAAAAAAAAAACAUACCAACACAAUAUUCUACUAUGUUACUAGACUGUUUCAAUGUAAACCACAUAGAUGUGACAUACCUUAUCUCCUGAAAAGGGUUAAUUUGAUUAUUCAUUGAUACCUAUUCUAAGAUAGUGACUGUAGCCCUUAUUUCAAAGCCCUAUGGAGGCCACUGCGUAACUAAAGCUAGUUGAGGAGUGCAUAAAAGCAUGUUCUUCAUUACUUUUAACAAAGCACAAGUUACUCCUAACAGGACAUUUGUUAAAUUAUCACAUAAAACAGUCUGCCAGACACUGUAAAAAACAGCAAUGGCUUUUGUUUACAAAUGUAACUAAAACAUUUAAAGGAAGGCAAACUUGAAUAAGCAAAAAAAAAAAAUAGCACUUACGUAGCCUGUCCUUUACUCUAGAUUUCUUUUUUUAAUGUGGUUUGUAUUUUUCCCUACAUAGUAAAACCUCUCAGGCCCUCUGACAGCCUUCCAGUGCAGCUGUCCUCCACCCUCAGUGGCAGUGGUCAUCGUGACUUCACCUAUUAAGUUCCUAGCCAUUGUCACUUAUUUAGAGUUUCUUACAGGAAGCCAGCAACACCUAUCACAAUGUUUUCACCUCCUCUAACUCCCUUUAACCUUGCUUCUUGAUGAUUUUUACUUCCUGAACACUUUAUUCUACUCUCUUGCCAACAACUAGUCGCAUCUCUUUCCCUCAGAACUUUCUACUAAAUGUGCCCAAAUUUUAAAGAAAAAAAUAAAGAGGUGUAACCUGUAUUUCCUUUGUACUGAAGCCAGUGUCACUUAGAGUAUAAACAUUUGAUUUAAACAGAAUGUACUAGUCAAAGAGAUAAGAAAAUAUAUGGAAGACAGGCCUCCACCCCCCCCAAAAAAAGGGCACUUCCUCUGCUCGUGUCAGUACACACCUACUCCUCCCCUCUCUAACUUGCCCCUUAGUCCAUGUCCCACCCUACAAGACUGGGAGGAAGGCCUGGACCUUGCAAUGCUUUGUUAAACUAAGGAGUCUCAUGCUUAGGCUAAUUUGAGGUCUCACAGAUGAUCUGAGACCUCACUGUUUGGAAAGGUGCAUUUUAACGUAUUCCUUGUUCUAGCUUCUCUCCAAAAAUGAGGGGACUAAAAGGAAGCAGUCCAGGAACAAAUCUGUGAGGAGCCUUGUCAGAGAAUGAUCCUUCUAACUCUAGUUUAGACCUGAGAACUGGGAUAUCCGUCUGUCUUAUCUGGUCCUAUCCUCUGCCACAGACCAGGCCUUUGUGCACCUGAAAAAGGAGGAUGGAUCUGGCAAAGCAUUACUUUUUAUACAAAGGAUGUUUUGAAGUGUGAUAUGGUAAUUCUGCAUCUAGUAGGGACGCUGAAAAUGGUUAUCUCAAUAUUUAAUAGGUAAAACAAAUGCUAAGUGAAUUUGUUAAUUUUGUAGUUUUACAUAUUUUUUUUUUCUUAUGCUUCUACUAAGCCAGAUCUUGGAAUGGUCAGUAUAGGAAGUUUCUUAAAUUGUGGGACUUUAGUUUUGUGAGUCACUGUUUUCAAAUUUCAAAAAUCUCUGGUCAGCAAGAAUACAAUUGGUUGUCCAUCUUAUUGUUGCUCUUUAAAAUAGUUUUUUUUUUUUUAAGCAGUGAUUUCUAGAUCACCUACUUUGAACUAUCAAUGAACUUCUCCCAAGUGUUUUUCAGGAAUCCAUGUUUAUUUUCAAAAGUAUUAGAUUCCCUUUCUGAUACUUGCUCCUGCUUAUUUCUAGCAAAAAAAAUUGAAGUAUCUGCAUUGUAAAAUGUAAAUUGAUUAAAUUUGCAAUCUGUCUUUCUAUAAACUAUAAUCCCAUAGAUGUGUUUUGUUAAUUUAAUUACCUGAUUAUUUAUUUUUGUUUAAAUAAGA
Molecule: messenger RNA, 10157 nt
Organism: Condylura cristata (star-nosed mole)
Lineage: Eukaryota; Metazoa; Chordata; Mammalia; Eulipotyphla; Talpidae
Gene: THSD7A
Product: thrombospondin, type I, domain containing 7A
Exons: 28
Coding region: 291-5246 (1651 amino acids)
Biological process (GO): actin cytoskeleton organization
Cellular component (GO): plasma membrane
Source: RefSeq, a predicted model, not a curated record